AUGACCGUCCUCGAUAAUUGCAACACCGUGAUCUUCCAGAUAAACCGAUUACUUGAGCAUAAUCCCGAGGACGGUGAAUCUAGCAAGGCGGCUAGUGGUUGGAAACAUGAGAUGGCAGCUAUCCGCAUGUCACUGGCCACACACCGAAUUUCGUUGAACCUGGCACUCCAGUUGAUCUCGCUAAGCUUGGCAAAAACAACUCAAGAUCAUACCACUGCAAUCCGAGGAGAAGUUGUCAGUGUCAAGCAAGACACCGGUCUCAUUGUAGUCAUCUUGGAGGAACUUGGUCGACUUCGAUCGAUCGUUGCAAACAGCACGGCUUCGAAUACUGCAGGAGACCAGAGUUACAUCCUUAACAGGUACCUGGAUAGCCUGUCAAGCUAUGCGGAGAGUGUCUGCGACGAUGCGGUUCAAUUUUCAGACCUGUCAGAUGUUUCAUACUCUAAUUCUCAGCCCUUGAGUGAGAUAUUUGAAUCUCUUGCCAGCAAUCUCAGCACAAUCAGUGAUGCACGGCCCGCAAUAAAAGCAGAAGACAAAACCGAAAAUCAGAUAGAACACAUACAAGCUCUAACCUUGCGCCCAUCAUCGUCAGUUCAACAAGAUCUAAAAGAAGCACCAAGCAAUCAACGCGAUGAAGAUCUCAAGUUGAUUGCACCAUGGAAUGACUUGGUUGGGUUCGAGCAUUUACCUCCAAGCAAACUCAAGCUACAGCGUACUACUUCUGGCCCAAAGAAGAAUACAAAAGAAUUGAUCGCGAUUCCAGCCAUACGGCACUCGGCGCCCCCUCCCGCCAUGGAGGAUGUCAAACAGUCGUCACCCGUUCAGAAUGACAAGGAUUUACGCCCACUAUCGUCGAAGAACUGGACUGGAUUUGAAAAUAUCCAACCAAUCAUGCUAGAUGAAGCUGGUCGUGGCAGGAGACCCGUGUUGCGGAAAGACUGCUCUUAUACAGUAAGUGCGGAAAUUGUAUCUGUUGACCAAGCGAUGCAAGCGAUGCAAGUGAAAUUAAUUGAAAUACCUUCCAGACGGUGGUAUGUUCCCAGAAUCAGAACUGAGCAUACCUUCCAAGAGCUAAACCAACCACAGGCACCGGGUCCCACAAUAUGGGAGGAACAUCACUUGGACUACACUAUGGACGGCGAUCAAUUCGAGAUUUCACUAUUUGACACAGCUGGCGACUACUCUUACGACAGGCUACGGCCACAUUUUUAUCCCAAUACGCAUGCAGUCGUGCUAUGUUUUAAUAUUGACAGUUCUGACACGGUGGAUAAUAUACUUGAGAAGUGGCAAGAAGAGUUGAACCAUUACUGUCCUGACGUUCCAGUCAUUCUUGUUGGUCUUCAAAAGGACGCACGACUCGAGACUGGCCCAAGAAAUCUUGGAAUUGGAGACUUGGUGACUUGGGAAAGAGGUAAUCUUCUGCGAGAGGAAAUACAGGCAAAAUCAUAUCUUGAAUGCUCUUCCAGAACUGGAGAGGGAGUAAAUGAAGUACUAGCGGAGGCGACUCGCAUUGCUUUGAGAUCACUGGCGCAAGAGAAAAAUUCAAAUCGAAGACGUUCAAUAUGGCCAUUCAGACGAUCUGGAUAA
Penicillium malachiteum is the source of this 1587-nucleotide messenger RNA. RefSeq lists its product as uncharacterized. Lineage: Eukaryota; Fungi; Ascomycota; Eurotiomycetes; Eurotiales; Aspergillaceae. Gene Ontology annotation, molecular function: GTP binding; GTPase activity. The record is from RefSeq and is a predicted model, not a curated record. Gene Ontology annotation, biological process: small GTPase-mediated signal transduction. The transcript has 5 exons. Bases 1 to 1587 code for a protein of 528 amino acids.